AUGGUCAACUCCUGUUGUGGCUCCGUCUGCUCUGACCAGGGCUGUGGCCAAGAUCUCUGCCAGGAGAUCUGCUGCCUCCCCAGCUGCUGCCAGACCACCUGCUACAGGACCACCUGCUGCCGCCCCAGCUGCAGUGUGUCCAGCUGCUGCAGGCCCAGCUGCUGUGUGUCCAGCUGCUGCCGCCCCAGGUGCCUUAUGUUCAGCUGCUGUCGUCCAACCUGCUGCCAGACUACCUGCUACCGUACCACCUGCUACCUCUGCCAGGAGACCUGCUGCCGCCCCAGCUGCUGUGUGUCCAGUUGCUGCCACCCCAGCUACUGCCAGACCACCUGCUGCAGGACUACCUGCUGCCGCCCCAGCUGCUGUGUGUCCAGCUGCUGCAGACCUAGCUACUCUGUGUCCAGCUGCUGCAGGCCCAGCUGCUGUGUGUCCAGCUGCUGCAAGCCUAGCUGCUCUGUGUCCAGCUGCUGCAGGCCCCAGUGCUCCCAGUCUGUGUGCUACCAGCCCAGUUGCUGUCACCCCAGCUGCUGCAUUUCCAGCUGCUGCCGCCCCUCCUGCUGUGAUUCUAACUCUUGUGGCUCCAGCUGUUGCCGCCCCUGCUGCUGCUUCCGCCCAGUCUGUGGCCAAGUCUCCUGCCACACCACUUGCUAUCGCCCAACCUGUGUCAUCUCCACUUGUCCCCAUCCCACCUGCUGUGCCUACCGUUGCUGCUGAGCCCCCUGCCCUGGACCCAUCUCUUCCUC
Messenger RNA from Loxodonta africana (African savanna elephant), 743 nucleotides. RefSeq names its product keratin-associated protein 4-11-like. The coding region runs from base 1 to 714 and encodes 237 amino acids. NCBI's taxonomy places the organism in Eukaryota, Metazoa, Chordata, Mammalia, Proboscidea, Elephantidae. The record is from RefSeq and is a predicted model, not a curated record. Gene Ontology annotation, cellular component: keratin filament. The transcript is spliced from 2 exons.